This is a messenger RNA of Ziziphus jujuba (common jujube), 1225 nucleotides long. RefSeq names its product xyloglucan endotransglucosylase/hydrolase protein 2. Lineage: Eukaryota; Viridiplantae; Streptophyta; Magnoliopsida; Rosales; Rhamnaceae. Gene Ontology annotation, cellular component: cell wall; apoplast. Bases 119 to 1072 code for a protein of 317 amino acids. The record is from RefSeq and is a predicted model, not a curated record. Gene Ontology annotation, molecular function: xyloglucan:xyloglucosyl transferase activity; hydrolase activity, hydrolyzing O-glycosyl compounds. The transcript has 5 exons. Gene Ontology annotation, biological process: cell wall biogenesis; xyloglucan metabolic process.
AGAUUAUAUUAACAAGCAAAAUUUAGAAUUUUGGUAGAUCAUAAUUAUAAUGAUUAGAAAGUAAACAUAAUUGAUUAUAAACAGAAAUUCGUUUGUAGUUGUAUAGUACGGCUUUCAAAUGGUAUUAGCUAAUGUGUAUAAUAAUGUGGCUUUUGAUUAUGAUCCUUACAUAUGGAGGAUAGGAUGGAGAAGUGAAUUGCGUGCAGGUAAAGGUAGAGCCGUAGAGGAAAUUAUGAUGGUUCACACUCUUUUUGUGUUUUCAGGUGCUGAAAACGCUGACAUUAACUUUUAUCAGAAUUAUGAUGUUACAUGGGGAUUUGAUCAUGUUUUGGCUUUAAACCGAGGGAGGCAAAUUCAGCUAUCUAUGGAUUUGUCCUCUGGAGCUGGGUUUGAAUCCAAGCAAAGCUAUGGUUCUGGAUUCUUUCAUAUGAAAAUCAAGUUGCCAGACAGGAAUACGGCAGGCGUUGUCACAGCUUUCUAUCUAACUUCGAAAGGUAAUAAUCAUGACGAAUUGGAUUUUGAAUUUUUGGGUAACGUAGAAGGAAAGCCAUAUACACUGCAAACGAAUGUGUUUGUAAACGGUCAAGGAAAUAGAGAGCAAAGAAUUACCCUCUGGUUUGACCCAACCGCAGAUUAUCAUCUUUACGGAAUUCUUUGGAACGAACACCAAAUUGUAUUCCGAGUGGACGAUGUUCCGAUUAGAGUGUUCAAGAAUAACAGGAACAUAGGAGUUGAUUACCCAUCACAGCCAAUGAAAAUAGAAGGAAGCCUAUGGGAUGGAGAGAGCUGGGCAACUGAUGGAGGCAAAACAAAGACUGACUGGAGCUAUGCACCAUUCAAAGCUCAGUUCCAAGGAUUUUCCAUCAAUGGCUGCCCUAUUACUAACGACAAGUCGCUUAUACCACAACAAUGUUACUCUUCCUCGUAUUGGUGGAACGGACAGAGGUACUGGAAUUUGGACCAUCACCAGCAGAGAAAAUAUGAGAAUGUUAGGAAAACUUACAUGCACUAUGAUUAUUGUACUGAUAGGUCUCGCUACCCUAUACCUCCCCCGGAGUGCCUUCACCCUUAGGCACCUAUGAAAAUGAACUGCCCCUCAAGCGGGACACUCCAAAAGCUCCAACAAUAAACAUUGUAAUAUCAGUGAUUUCUCACAAAUUUGUGAUGAAUUUGUUAUCUUUUAUUUUAGUUUAGCACAAAAAUGAAAGCUACAAAUUAGUGAUAA